Molecule: messenger RNA, 432 nt
Organism: Calliphora vicina (urban bluebottle blowfly)
Lineage: Eukaryota; Metazoa; Arthropoda; Insecta; Diptera; Calliphoridae
Exons: 2
Coding region: 1-432 (143 amino acids)
Source: RefSeq, a predicted model, not a curated record
AUGGUCUGGUCUAUGGUCUGGUCUAUGGUCUGGUCUAUGGUCUGGUCUAUGGUCUGGUCUAUGGUCUGGUCUCUGGUCUGGUCUGGUCUGGUCUGGUCUGGUCUGGUCUGGUCUGGUCUGGUCUGGUCUGGUCUGGUCUGGUCUGGUCUGGUCUGGUCUGGUCUGGUCUGGUCUGGUCUGGUCUGGUCUGGUCUGGUCUGGUCUGGUCUGGUCUGGUCUGGUCUGGUCUGGUCUGGUCUGGUCUGGUCUGGUCUGGUCUGGUCUGGUCUGGUCUGGUCUGGUCUGGUCUGGUCUGGUCUGGUCUGGUCUGGUCUGGUCUGGUCUGGUCUGGUCUAUGGUCUGGUCUAUGGUCUGGUCUAUGGUCUGGUCUAUGGUCUGGUCUAUGCAACUGUGCCAGUAGUUAAAGCAACAUUAACUGCCAACGAUGCUUGA